GAAGCUGCCAUGCCUUCCGGGGGCCGCGGGCGGUCCCGGCUGCGGCUCGGGGAACGUGGCCUCUUGGAGCCACCCUCACCGCCCAAGCGCCGCCUGCUCCCGCGGGCGCACUUCUUGCCCCUGCUUCUGCUGUCCCUGGCCGUGGCCUCGGCGUUCUACACCAUCUGGAGCGCCUGGCACCGCCAGACUGAGGAGCUGCCACGGGGCCGUGAGCUGCGGGGCCGGUUGAUCGGAAGCCUCCCCGAAGCUCGGCUGCGGAGGGUGGUGGGGCAACUGGACCCACAUCGUCUCUGGAACACUUAUCUGCGCCCCCUGCUGGUUGUGCGGACCCCGGGCAGCCCUGGCAAUCUCCAAGUCAGAAAGUUUCUGGAGGCUACACUGCGGACCCUGACUGCAGGCUGGCAUGUGGAACUGGACCCCUUCACGGCCUCGACACCCCUGGGGCCACUGGACUUCGGCAACGUGGUGGCCACGUUGGACCCAGGGGCUGCCCGUCACCUCACCCUUGCCUGCCAUUAUGACUCCAAGCUCUUCCCAUCUGGUUCGACUCCCUUUGUGGGGGCCACAGAUUCGGCUGUGCCUUGUGCCCUGCUCCUAGAGCUGGCCCAGGCCCUCGACAGGGAGUUGAGUAGAGCCAAAAAGCAGGAAGCCCCAGUGACUCUGCAGCUGCUCUUCUUGGACGGUGAAGAGGCACUGAAGGAGUGGGGGCCCCAGGACUCCCUCUAUGGCUCCCGGCACCUGGCCCAGCUCAUGGAGUCUGCACCCCACAGCCCAGGCCCCACCAGGAUCCAGGCUAUCGAGCUCUUCAUGCUUCUUGAUCUCCUGGGCGCCCCUAAUCCGAACUUCUACAGUCAUUUCCCUCACACGGCCCGCUGGUUCCAUCGGCUGCGGACCAUCGAGAAGCGCCUGCACCGCAUGAAUCUGCUACAGUCUCAUCCCCAGGAAGUGAUGUACUUCCAGCCUGGGGAGCCCCCUGGCUCUGUGGAAGAUGACCACAUCCCCUUCCUCCACCGAGGGGUCCCGGUGCUCCACCUCAUCUCCAUGCCCUUCCCCGACGUCUGGCACACACCCCAUGACUCUGAGGCCAACCUGCACCCCCCCACGGUACACAACCUGAGCCGCAUCCUCGCCGUGUUCCUGGCUGAAUAUCUGGGGCUCUAGCCUCCGUGGCUGACUCUGAAGAAGUGCCUGGCCAGGACAUGCCAAGGACACAUGGAACCAGCUCAGGCCAGGCUUCCCCGGGGUAUGCUGGCUUAUCCUUUUCUUUGGUAUGGAUUCUACUUGCGCUAUGAUUGGAAGACCCUCUUUCCUUUGACUAUCUCAGGCUGCCACUCUUUAAAGACAUGGAAGAGACGAGAAGACUGUGGGGGUGGCAGCCGAAGAAAUAAGAGCUUGGACCCCGUCCUGGAGGAAGCACUUGGUCUGAAGAUUUGCGGGGGCCAAAGGCUGUUCUCAGUUUUAUAGUCGGCACACCUUGGACUGGCAUCUGGACCAGCAACACCACCCCCCCAAAUGAAUUCUCUGUGGCUUAUGUUUUUAGGUCCAUGGAUUGCUGUAUGGGAUCCACAGGGGAUGUGCUUAGAAGCAGGAACAGAGGAGGUGGAAGCCAAUAUUUGGGAACUCGAGUCGGCCAGACCCAAGGGCAAUGAACCAGUGUUUCUGUGAAACAUAUUCUACAGAAUUAGCCUAACUAGAUGUUGCAUGAAAAAGGGGAUCUAAGAUGCGGGGUGAGAAAUUAAGUGAGUUUCUUCAUUGCACAAUGUGAACUUUGAAGAGUAAGGCAGAAUGCAGUGUUGUUUCCCCAAAGUAUUUCAACGUGGAACCCCUAAAUUGGGGAGCUCCUGAACGAGGGUACCUCAGAAGACACCUUGGGAAAUGCUGGGUUUUGACAGUUGGAGUGUAUUUGUGGGAGGAAUGAGUAAGACGGAGUCACUGCCAAUGAGUUCUACCAAACAAUCCCUUCCCUUUCACUUGUGGGUAGAGGAGUGUGAGAUGGUGGGUGUCACCGCAAGUCUAAGUGAUGGCUUGAGGAAGUACUUCCCAACCCAGCUACGGUUCAGACUCAAGAGGGGGUGCUUAUUAAAAAAUGCAGACUCCCAGGUUCUACCCCAGACCUGCUGAAUCAGAACUCCAGGGAGGGGCUGGGACUCUGUAAUGAGCACCUGAGGGAGUCUCCCGAUCAGCGAAGUUGGGGACCUGCUGUCCUUAAGGAUACAGUGUGGUGCGUUCCCUGCGGCUUAGCAAACCUUCUCAAAAAAAAAAACACCAAACCCAUAAAAUAGGGGGCGCCUACAAAGGGAGACCUCUGCUGGGUUCCGUGCCUGCCGGUUUUGUGACUUCGAUGGAGUCCUGGUAGGCAGGGGGGAGGCCAGGCGAGGAUGGAGAGUGUACAAAGGUGAGCACUGGCCUUCCAAGCCAGCUUGGGGCUGGAGAAGACUCUCUUGAGUCUUCAUUCAGAGGCUGAAGCUCAGGAUCUCAAACGAGGGAGGAUAAACAGAAGGUCCUCGUUUGUAGUUUUCCACUGUAGCUGACAUGUAUUGGGCCCCUACUGUGUGCACUUGACACAUAUCAGCUCAUAGUCUCCGACCAAGUCCUGAGGAGGGUACAAUUUCCGUUCCCCUUUUGCAAAGGAGGAGGGCGAGGGCUGAGGGUUAUGACCCGGGUGUUUACAGAGCCAUGUGCUCCCCCCCAGCUGCAACUCCUAACCUCAUGUCCCAUCUCCCAGAGAUCACCUGUGCUGGACCAACAGAUGGUUGGCAGCGAGUAGCGCCUCCUGAGGCUUAAAUGACUACAAGCUAGAGCGAGCAGCGUUGGUGGGGGAGGGGGGAGACUAACGACCUUUAAGAGGUGGAGGUGGCAUGAGUCCCGCGUUCAGAACCGGAAAUUGACAGACCUCAACAGCCAGGGCGGCAAGGCUCCCCAACCACAGGGACGGCUCCUGUUUGUUCAUUUCUUGUGUGGCAGGCACAGUGCCAGGCACGUGAGAGCACCCCAUCUCCCCUUCAACUCACAGCCACCCCAAAAGUAGGUGACACCAUCAUUUCUGUGUUCAGAGACCGGGAGCCAUGUGCUGUUACGCCCCAGGCUCUCGAUGGGUCCCUGAAAGACCUCCCGCUUGAGUACUGCACACCAGGCACUGGGCAAGGGGGCCUGAUGCCCACUUUCCCUCUGGAAUCUGGGGCAGGGAUCGUUAGCCCAUCUCACAGAGGAGGCUGCUGCUUGGCGGGAUGUUUUCCCCAGCUCCCGUCUGUCCCCCAAACUUCACACUCUGAUGGGCCCCCUAGGUUUAUCUGACAAGCACAACGCCUGAGC
Molecule: messenger RNA, 3312 nt
Organism: Neomonachus schauinslandi (Hawaiian monk seal)
Lineage: Eukaryota; Metazoa; Chordata; Mammalia; Carnivora; Phocidae
Gene: QPCTL
Product: glutaminyl-peptide cyclotransferase like
Exons: 8
Coding region: 10-1161 (383 amino acids)
Molecular function (GO): zinc ion binding; glutaminyl-peptide cyclotransferase activity
Source: RefSeq, a predicted model, not a curated record